Messenger RNA from Vespula pensylvanica (western yellowjacket), 6209 nucleotides. RefSeq names its product headcase protein (gene heca). Bases 75 to 1529 code for a protein of 484 amino acids. The record is from RefSeq and is a predicted model, not a curated record. Lineage: Eukaryota; Metazoa; Arthropoda; Insecta; Hymenoptera; Vespidae. The transcript has 5 exons.
GGGAGGGUGGGAGGGAGAGACGAAAAUCGAGAAAAACGGCUGCAACGGCUUUCGAGGUCGCUUGUUUGAGAGCCAUGGCCCCUCGGCGCCACGGCAACGGUCACGCUGCUGGUGGUGGCCUCGGAGACAACAACGGUGUAGGUGCGACCGGAAGUAACGACGCCGUUCAAAUGGACAACAAUCUCGUGGUUGGCCAGAACAAUAACAUCAACAACGGCAUCAACAACAACAACCAAGGUACGACUCGUUGCUGCACACCGACGGGCGAAUGUCUGCGCAGUGACUCUCUUAUACGAAUGAACGCCUUGCAUGAUACGGUCAAGGUCAUCUGCAACAACGAGAACUGCCCGGUCGGUCAAUUUAUGCAUCGCGAGUGCUUCGAUGCGUGGGAACAAACUAUCCUGACCUAUCUCAAAAGCUGCGGACGUGCAAGAAGCUGGUCCGAGAGACAACGUCAUCAAAAUCUCUGGACGAAAAAAGGCUACGAUCUCGCGUUCAAAGCUUGCGGAUGCCGUUGCGGUCGCGGCCAUCUUAAGAAAGACCUCGACUGGAUGCCACCGGGCUUAGGUAACGCUGCCGGCAAUCGGCACGAUGAGAACGAAGCGAAGAAAAAGAAACGACGCAAUCGGCAGAACACUCGGCCGACUUUAGCCGUAUCGGCCGGUCCACCGAACCACUCGAGUCACGUAGUUUCCGCGAACGGACGUGGCACCACCGAGGCACAACUUAUCGAGUCCGGACGCGGCAGAGCUGGAUCUCUUUCAUCGAGCACCGGCUCGAGCUCGCCACCAGCCACCAGCGAGCCCAGCGUCAGUCCUCUUCAUCAACCCCAGGCUAUCGUCAAGAAGAAGAGCAAGGUUGACUUUUUUGCAGAUCGGGCCAGACAAAGCUGCGGAGCCAACGGUAUCUUCUCCCGUCGUUUGGACUUCAGCGCGUUUAACAGCUUGCCCCGCACUAAACUGAACUCCUAUCAUAUUAAGAUGGAGGAUGAAGGUAAUCACGGCAACGACGAUACCAGAUGUUUCAUCUUAUCGUCUUUGGCAGCCUUGCAGUGGUCCAGAGUCUCUUGUGUCCUUUGUCGUGCCGCCAUGCUUGUAUUCGAUCGGUAUCCUUUGGUAGACGGCACGUUCUUUCUAUCGCCGCGACAACAUUCUCCGGCUUGUGCCGAGGUAAAGGUCGAAGGUCGCACGCAAUUCCUAUCGGCCGUUUGCAUGAGUUGCCUCGAAGGUAGCGGCAACGCUCCCGUGCGUUGUCGUUGCUGCACUCAACCGUGGGAUGGUUCCAGUUUGGUCCUUGGCACCAUGUAUAGCUACGACAUAUUCGCUGCUAUGCCCUGCUGUACCGAACGUCUCAAGUGCAACAGCUGCCAGAAGCCACUGAUCUACCCUCACCAGCGACUAAACUUUUACUCGGACUACAGCCGCGUGUUCGCCUGCCCGCACUGUAGAACCGUCGACGCCCACUUCGUGAAGCCUCUAUCGGUCUGCUUUACCCGCGAGCAAUUCCAACUCUAUAGUCAGUGGCCGUAACCAUUAGGGAAGUUAGCAAACCGGCGUCUAAGCAGUACGCCGUCCGACCCGAGCCCUCUCUUCUUCGACCCGUUGAUCUCCCUGCUUCGGGCGACCUUGCUCUAGAUAUUAUCCGCGAGAUUACGACGUUAUUCUUAUCUCAUUACGGCAUUAUUCUUUCUCUCUCUGUCUUCGAGACAACGUCCACGAAAUAAUUUAGAGAACGCAUCCGAUUUCUCUCUUCCCCGAUCUCGAGUUUAUUUUAUUCGCACGAAUCCUUCAAACUCCUCUUGCCCUUGAAAAUUAUUCUUUGAUCUGAAUGAUGCUCUUGAUCAAUCGCCUCGACGAUUGUCCUUGCGAUUGAUCAAGAUAUCAAAUUUUUUUAUUUUCUAAUGAGAAAAGGGAUGGUUUCUAUCGGUACGUUCUUUUCAACAUAUCGGAUCGAAAGGAAAGAAUCGUCUGUUUUUUCGAAGAGGUAUGUAUAUACCGAUUAAAGAGACGGUCGAUGCUUUUCUCUCGACUGGUAAAUAUACAUAUUACAUAUAUAUAUAUAUAAUAAGAUAAUAAGUGAUAAUAGAUCGUGGCCGAUGUAUCGAGCGAGUGCAUCUCAUGACACCGAUCACAUAUUUUUGUUUUAGUUUUUCUUUCUUUUUCUUUUUUUCCCCGUUCAUGAAGCUUGAAUCUCAGAACGAAAGAUUAAUUAUGUUUAAUCGCGCGGUUAAAAGAAGAGUUUUAUUUAUCAGUAUUAUUAGAAUGAUGGGGAGGGGGGAACGAGAGAUGGCGGAAUUGUUGAGGAUCAUCGUCUCGAUACGUGCCAACGUCUCGAACUUAAGUUUAGAGUAGCUUUGUUCACUUGGUAAAUCACCGGUGUGAUCGGGAAGUCUUUUAAAAUCGUUUAUUAGUUAAAUCGUAUUUCGCUGAUUCUUAAGUUAAAUCUUUUUAGUGAAAUAAGUUUCGUAGAGAAUUACUCGUGUAACAUUGUCUUCUUCAUACAAUUAUCUUACGAACUACUAGUUUAAGGAAAGCGUUAAAUUUAGUUUAGAGAAAUCUAAGUAAGAUAAAGUGGGAUUGGAAGGAAAGACAAAAAAUGGACUCUUAAACGCGCAAAUUCGGUAUUCAACAAAAAACAAAAGAACGAUAUAAAAUCGACGAAAUAUGUCCUUAUAGAUAAUCCUUUGAGGAUAUCCUGUGAUCGGUGUUAUGCUCUUUUCUUUGCUCCAAAGUGAGAGAGAGAGAGAGAGAGAGAGAGAGAGAGGGAGAGAGAGAGAGGGAGAGAGAGAGAGGGAGGGAGAGAAAGAGAGAGAGAGAAUCUACAGAUUGACAUCGAUCAUCUUAGUCAAAUUUUCUGCUUUGAAAGUAAUUAUAGGAACGAAAAAGAAAAGGCACCAUAAAAGUUUAUUCGGCAAUGUUAGGUGGAAAAAGUAUAAUAGGGUCAACAUAAAGAGAAAAAUGAAAAAAAUCUAAAGGAUAGCGAAGGAAAGAAAUAGAACAGAAUAAAAGGGGUAAACAAAAAGGCUAAGGAUUUUACUAAAAGGUCAAAAAAAAAUACUAUUGUUUGUUACUUAGAGAUAAUCGAAAACGUUGUUUUUUUUUACAUUUUAUUAGUUUAUACGUUUAAGGCGGCCAUGUUGAUUUUGUUUAAGGAUCUACGACUCACGCGAUGGGUUUAUUAAAUUUCGAUUGGUCGAGCGUUCCUGCGCGGACUUUUCCCUCUCUCUUGCAAACUUUCGUACGAAUUAGAAAAAAGAUAUCUUCGGAGUAUUUCAAAGGUAAGAGAUAAACUGAUGAAAUGAUGGAUAGAUGAUAUUUGUGACAGAGAGUGAGGGAGAGAGAGAGAGAGAGGGAGAGAGAGAGAGAGAGAGAGAUCAGAAACAACAAUUUUACCUUUUCGGUCGAUAGCAAUAAAUUUUGAACUGAACUCGAUCUAAAAAAAAUUAAUUUUUUAUUUUUGUUAAUUUCGAUCACGCGAUCUAUUAUCUCUCGUUUCGUUUAUUCGUACGAAAUUCUGCGAGAAAAAAAUACGAGAGAAUUGCUACGAGAAGGGUCCACGCGCGCUCGAAGUAUAGUCAGUGUGUAGAUAUAUACGUUUUAAGAAAAUGUGUGUGCGAGAAAAAGAGAGAGAGUGAGUCUGGGUAUGUGUGUAGGUUUUAAGGUUUGAUUGGAUUGACAUUACGAAGGAGAACCAAAUUAUAAGAAAGAGAGAGAAAGAGAGAGAGAGGAGAAGGUUAAAUUGACGAGUAAGGGAUUAAUAUGGUAGAAAAGGAAGGAUGAGAAAGAGAGAGAGAGAGAGAGAGAGGAGGAGAGAAAAAUAUGAAAAAAGGAAAAAAAAAAGAGAUAGGAGCUAAACUUCUUUCUGGCGAUGCUGGUCGUUGCUGUCCAUCAAUAGCGGCCGUCCCACAAACACAGACCGCCCACCGUUUUUCCCAAGGUAGUAUAGUCGAUCGUAUAUAAUGUACCUUCUUUACGUUAUUCGAUUUUUAAAGUAUACUUAAUCAAUGAAUAAUUAAACGCGGGGAAGAAUUCUAUAUUUAGGGAAGAUAUAAUAUUAUAGAGAGAGAGAGAGAGAGGGAGGGAGGGAGUGAGAGAAAGAGAAAGAGAGGAGGGAAGAGAAAGAAGAGAGAGAGGAGAUCCUCUUUGAUUUCGAUUGGAAAGGGAGAGAUGCAAGAUAAGAUGCAGGAGGAUUCUUCUCUUCGUUUCGCAACCACGACACCUCGCCUCGGUCUUUUCUGUUUUCUUCUUAACUUUCUUCUAAUUGAUCGAACAAAUCAUAAAUGAUGAUGGUCGAGGUGUGUCGGUGCUGAUGGUUUGCCUUUUUUCGUUAGAAAGACGUGAGAUGAAAACGAGUGCGUUCGAGCAUCAAAGGUUAACGCGUUAAAGAGGUUGCGUUUAUCAUUUUCUUUUUGCCGUAACUCCUUCGUAGACGAAAACGUAGGAAGGAUACAGUCACUUCUUUUUAUUCGCUUUUCAGCGAGAGAGAGAGAGAGAGAGAGAGAGAGAGAGAGAGAGAGAGAGAGAGAGAGAGCGGGAGAGAGAGAGAGAGAGAGAGAGAGAGAGAGAGAACAUUUCUCUCAUCAAAAAGCUAAAUUUUCUCAGAGUGCCAAAACAAGAAUCCCUGCUUUUCCUUAUCCUUAAUACGAAUCUUUUUUUCCACGCUCUUAAUUUUUCUUCCUCACCUAUAAAUCCCCUGCUCCUUUUCUCCUCCGAUUCAUAUUCCAUUUUCUAUCUAAACCUGUGCGGUAGUUCUUUUUCUUUUCUUUUUUUUUUUUUAUUCCACCGGAGUGGGUAAAUAAAAAAGAUAAAGAAGGAAGAAAGGAAGAUGAAAAACGAAGAGUCGUCAGCGAGUCGACGAAACUUGUAUACUGCGGCUUAUUCUUUUUGGGGGCGCUUUUUUUUUAGAAAAGAAAAGAAAAAAGAAAAAGCAAAAAAAAUAUAAAAGAAAAUCGCGCCUCGCACUCCCUACCAUUUUCAAUUUUUCGACCAACGAGAUGAUGAUGGUCCAUUUCGUUGGCCGCCGCGAGGGCCGGCACUGGCCUACACGCGAUAAUUAUCGACUAUUUGCAGUUCCUAUUGUCACGUCUCUUUUUAAACAAAUAUGAGAGAGAGAAAGAGAGAGAGGGAGGGAGUGAGGGAGAGAGAGAGAAAGAGAGAGAAUAGGGGAAGAGAAAUAUAAGGAAAAAUGAGAGAAAAAUAGAUAGAGAAUAACAAAAAGAGACGGACGAUCGCUCUUCGUUCGAACGAGUUGUUUUCUAUGUUUCCAUUUAGUUCCUCGCAAAUAUUUCAAGAAAAUUUCACGGGAAGGCAACAAUUAUAAACUGGUGAGAAUUAAAUUAAGAAAGAGAAAGAGAAAAAGAAGAAAAACUAGAUAAAGAUCUAAGCUUAAACACGCUUAUUCCCCUUUCAGAAUUUGUAUACUUGCUACCACGAUGUUUUUGUACUUUUGCUACUUCUCCGCCGUUGGUGCGGGCGAUUCGCUUGUUUUUUUUUUUUUUAUUUUUUUUUUUAUUUUUCGGGCUAUUUUCAAAGUUUCAUUGGAUAGUUCUUAAAAGAAAUGAAAAAAAAAAGAGAGAGAGAAGGAUCGGAAGAGCUAAGAUGAACAAGGAAGGUCGAGGGAAAAGAUGUGAGAGAAAAUAAAUUUUUGUAACACUCGUUUUGUGAGUCGCCGGCAUCGACGUCCAUUAACCGAGCGAGCGUUUCAUAUUUCAAUGAUUUUAUCCGUAUAUAUAUAUAUAAAGACACAUAUUAUAUACAUACAUAUAUAUAUAUAUAUAGUAAGAAACAAAGAUAAAAACGGAGAGAUAGACUCUUGUGGGUUUUUGGUAGGUUCGCACUAUCUCUGAAUUCGGUGUGACCUAAUUAUCGAUAUCCAGCAAUCGCAAAUUUUAUAUAAAUAUUACCGAAUAUUCUCUACACACGAGUACACACAUAUAUAUGCAUACACACACACGAAAAUGUAUUAUCUCAGGAGUAUGUUUGACUUGUUGGGUAAGGGGGGAAGGGGGAAGAGUUGUCUUCAGGACGAUGGAUUAUAUAGAACAGGUUAAAUGAGUGGUUGAAUUAUGAAAAGAGUUUAGAAGAUAGUCAUUAUGAAGGCGAGAAAGAAAAACGAUGCUAAAGUAUGGAAAAUGAAGGUUUGAAUCAUCGAUAAUUGUAAGUGAAAUUUAUUAAAAUAUAUUGGAUAUUAAUAUAUAGGAUAUAAUAAUA